AUGUCUCUUGCAAGUAAUUACCAUUCACAUAAGCCAAAUGUGCCCAUUAUAAUGGAAGAUGUAUUUGGUUGGGUACGCGAAGGUAAUACGUUUCAAGUACGCGUUUGGCUUGAUGAUAGUGAACACGAUCUCAAUAUUGGCGACGAUCACGCAUUUUCAUUGCUUCAUUGGGCAUCCAAAGAAGGACAUGUUGCAAUUGCUGAGUUGUUACUUUCACGAGGGGCACGUGUAAACGCAACAAAUAUGGGCGAUGAUACAAGCUUACACCUAGCUGCAGCCCAUGGAAAUCGUGAAAUUGUGGUGAAAUUACUUAAUCGAAAAGCAGAUGUGAAUGUAGCAAAUGAACACGGAAUGACACCUCUACAUUACGCAUGCUUUUGGGGUUAUGUGCAAAUCUGUGAGGAUCUUAUCCGAAGUGGUGCUGUAAUAGGAGCUUGCAAUAAGAAAGGGCAAACACCACUUGAUGUCUGCCAGCCGCAAGCUCGUAACGCAGUUGCAGAAAUUGCCCGAGAACAUGGACAAAAUAUUAAUGAAAGGAUACCAUUCAAAGAUCACACCUGGAAAGGAACAAAAACCCGCACUAGAGAUGCUACGCUUUCAAGGUACACAGGUGUUGAUAUGGCAUCUCUAAGUUUGUCGAUGAAAAUAGCCGAAUCUCACAGUGGUGAAUUAUGGCGUGGCAAGUGGCAAGGGAACGAUAUCGUGGCUCGAAUUUUAGCACUACCUGAAGUAACUCCACGUAUAAGUCGUGAUUUUCAAGCUGAAUUCCCUUCUUUAAGGCAUGCAUUCUUUUCGCAAAUAUUUGCCCAUUCGAAUAUAUGCCCUGUUUUGGCCUGCUGCAAUCAGCCACCAAAUCUUAUUGUUAUCAGUCAGCUGAUGCCGUUUGGUUCACUUUAUAAUGUAUUACACGAACAGACAGCAGUUGUAAUCGACCAAGCACAAGCGAUAAAGUUUGCUUUGGAUAUAGCGCGUGGUAUGUCAUUUCUUCAUUCGUUGGAUCCACUGAUUUUGAGGUAUUACCUGAGUUCGAAACAUGUCGUAGUUGACGAAGAUCUCACAACAAAAAUUUCAAUGGCCGAUACGAAAUUCAGCUUUCAAGAAGUAGGCAGGUUAUAUUCUCCAGCGUGGAUGUCACCGGAAACGUUAAAGUACUCACCAUCAGAUCUAAACAUUAGAGCAGCUGAUAUGUGGAGUUUUGGUGUUUUAUUAUGGGAAAUGAAUACCCGAGAAGUACCAUUUUCAGAUCUUUCUCCAAUGGAAAUUGGAAUAAAGGUUGCACUAGAAGGACUACGUGUCCCAUUUCCACCCGGAAUAUCACGAAAUAUGGGACGUUUGAUGAACAUUUGUUUAAAUGAAGAUCCUGGUCGGCGACCGAAUUUCGAUCAAAUAAUACCAAUAUUAGAAAAAAUGGCUCAAUCAUAA
Molecule: messenger RNA, 1422 nt
Organism: Acanthocheilonema viteae
Lineage: Eukaryota; Metazoa; Nematoda; Chromadorea; Rhabditida; Onchocercidae
Source: the annotation of a GenBank genome assembly